AUGGCACAGCCGGGGAGGGCAGUGUCCCUCCCUCAGAAGCGCUAUUACAGGCAGAGAGCUCAUUCUAACCCCAUGGCCGAUCACACCUUCCAGUACCCUGAAUAUUUUAAGUCUUUAUCAUCUGAUACCCGGCACGAUGAUGUAAAGGACAUGGCAGAGAGGAAGGAAGAGCUUCAGGUGGAGUUUGCGGAUGUUGGCUGUGGAUAUGGUGGAUUAUUAGUGGAACUGUCUCCGUUAUUUCCAAAUAAACUCAUGCUUGGACUGGAGAUACGUGUCAAGGUGUCCGACUAUGUGCAAGACAGAAUCAAGUCACUGAGAGCAAGUAAUCCGGGUCACUACCAGAAUAUUGCCUGCAUCAGAAGCAAUGCUAUGAAAUACCUACCUAACUUCUUCAAAAAAGGACAGCUGAGUAAGAUGUUCUUCCUGUUUCCUGAUCCUCACUUUAAGAAGACAAAGCAUAAAUGGAGGAUUAUUAGCUCCACGCUGCUAGCAGAAUACGCAUAUAUACUGCGAGUUGGGGGGUUGGUAUAUACAAUCACAGAUGUAGAAGAAGUUCAUGAAUGGAUGGUGAAACACUUCACAGAGCAUCCACUGUUUGAGCGGGUCUCAAAAGAACAAUUGGCAGACGACAUCAUCAUAGACAAAUUGGGUACAUCUACAGAAGAAGGAAAGAAAGUUCAGCGUAAUAAAGGACAAAACUUCCUGGCUGUAUUUCAGCGGGUAGAAAACAGGACAUUCAGAAAUAAAGAAAUGUAA
Staurois parvus is the source of this 756-nucleotide messenger RNA. Lineage: Eukaryota; Metazoa; Chordata; Amphibia; Anura; Ranidae. The record is from the annotation of a GenBank genome assembly.